This is a messenger RNA of Cryptomeria japonica (Japanese cedar), 1755 nucleotides long. RefSeq names its product disease resistance protein Roq1-like. Lineage: Eukaryota; Viridiplantae; Streptophyta; Pinopsida; Cupressales; Cupressaceae. Gene Ontology annotation, biological process: signal transduction; defense response. The transcript is spliced from 2 exons. The record is from RefSeq and is a predicted model, not a curated record. The coding region runs from base 1 to 1755 and encodes 584 amino acids. Gene Ontology annotation, molecular function: ADP binding.
AUGGCUUCUACAUCCUCAUCAGACCAACACAACGCUUUCUCUGGAAUUGAACCUCCCAACAAAAGGAGAAAAGUGGAAGAAUCUUUCAGACUCUUCGAUGUGUUCAUCAACCACAGAGGCCCCGAUGUCAAACAAACUUUGGCUAAUCAGCUUUACAGCUCACUUGAGCAGCUGGGAAUACGGGCAUUUCUGGAUUCCGAAGAGAAAGAACUUGGAACUUCUUUUCCUUCUACUAUUGAGACUGCCAUCCAUUCUGCUUCGGUACACUUAGCCAUCUUUUCCAAAGGAUAUGCACAUUCCCCUUGGUGUCUGACCGAGCUGGUUCUCAUGUUACAGAGUAGAGCUAAGAUUAUUCCCCUCUUUUAUCAAGUGGAACCCUGGGAACUCCGUCAUAUCGAAAAAGGGGUGUAUGCUGGUGCAUUUCUUAAAUAUGAAGAGAAGGGCAGAUAUACCGAGAAGAUCAGCGAGUGGAAGGAAGCCCUUCAAUCAGUUUCAUGUACUACAGGCUACGAGUUCAAGGAUCCAAAGUUAACUCAAAAAAAAUUCUCUUCCAGUUCCAGUGACUGCAAGGAAAUAGUGUCCGCUGUCGAAAAAGAAGUACAGAGGACAAAACAUUUGUAUGUUGCGAAACAUCCAGUAGGACUCCAGAAGCUUGUAAAGGGUUUUGAAAGGAAGUGCCUUCGUCAUCUUGUACAAGAAUUUGAGAGCCAGUGCGGAAUGAGUGGAGCAGCAAAAGAGAAGGUUAAUGUCGUUGGUAUUUCCGGUAUGGGUGGGGUUGGAAAGACGACUCUUUCCAAGGAGUUGUUUAACCAAAAGAGAUCAGAAUACACAAGAGCAUGUUUUCUGUUUGACGUUGCGGAAGCCUCUGCCAAGGCUGAAUUGCCUAGUUUGCAAAGUACACUGCUCAAAGAACUCUUCGAUGAAGAUCACAGAUUUCGAAGUCUUGAGGAAGGGACAAGCUGUCUUAAGGAUCGUUUUGAAAGGAGCGGGUCUUUGAGUUUCAUAAUUUGUUUAGAUAACAUCGAUCAUGUGCAACAGUUAGAUGCUCUAAUAGCCGUAGAUAUAUUAAAUAAGUAUAAUAAUAAGCUGGUGAUUAUUACAACCCGUGAUGUAGGGGUCCUUGCAACUGCAGGAAUUGCGAAUGUUUAUCAAUUAAAAGGAUUGGAUAGAGAAGAUGGGAAGGAGCUAUUUUGCUGGUAUGCUUUUCACCAAUCCCAUCCGUGUAGCGGAUACGAAGAUCUAGUGGAGACCUUCGUAAACAAGUGUGGAGGCUUGCCUCUGUCUCUUCAAGUUCUGGGCCGGCACGUUUCUGGUAAAGAUCCACGAUAUUGGAGGGAAGAAUUGAAAAGAGUCAGUAAGACGCUGCCCACAGAUGUAAAGAAGAGGCUGAAGAUAAGCUUUGAUUCAUUACAUAAUGAAGAGAAACAAAUUUUCAUAGAUGUAGCAUGCUUUUUCAUCGGCCAAUCAAAGAAUAUGGCCAUGACCAUAUGGGAGGGUUCUGGAUGGUGCUGUCAUCAUGCUUUGGAAACACUAAAAGAUAAAUGUCUUCUGGAGGAAGUUUACUUAAGGGAUCGGCCUUUCCUGGAUUGGAAAUCGAAAUCUGGUCGGGACGGAGUUGUUUUCAGAAUGCAUGACCACCUGCGGGACUUAGGAAGAGAGAUGGCAAAUGAACUGAGCAAUCCUCGUCGUGUGUGGCAUCCCCAAGAUCUUAAAUCUCUGGUAUGCUUGGCUCUCCAAAUUCCCGUUUCUUAUUGA